Molecule: messenger RNA, 1066 nt
Organism: Tripterygium wilfordii
Lineage: Eukaryota; Viridiplantae; Streptophyta; Magnoliopsida; Celastrales; Celastraceae
Product: zinc finger A20 and AN1 domain-containing stress-associated protein 1-like
Exons: 2
Coding region: 178-687 (169 amino acids)
Biological process (GO): proteasome-mediated ubiquitin-dependent protein catabolic process
Molecular function (GO): DNA binding; zinc ion binding
Source: RefSeq, a predicted model, not a curated record
AGGAUACAGUGGGUGCCGAAAGACCAAGAAUAUAAACAACGGGAGUUGGUAUUCGGUUCGGGCUUUUGUUUUGAUUAAUCGACUCUCUCAAACAUCACGUCGGAGCCUCUGUUCCUGUCAAUCGGAGCUCUCUUUCAUCGGAUCGGAUUACAAAUCGAGAAAGCAAGCUAAUCAACGAUGGGUUCGGAGCAGAACGAAGGCACAAGCUUUCCACCAGCGGAACCAAAGCUUUGCGUCAACGGCUGCGGCUUCUUCGGCACGCCUUCCAACAUGAAUCUCUGCUCCAAGUGCUAUCGUGAUCUUCGUGCCGAGGAGGAACGGGAGGCUUCUGCGAUAGCCGCCGUGGAGAAAUCUUUCAGUUUCAAAGCGAAAGAAUCGGCUGUGGUUGAUGCUGUCUCUUUGGUGGAUGUUGAGCCGGCAGAACCUGUGACUGCGCUGGCGGUGGUUUCUUCCGAAUCUUCGUCGUCUGGCGGUGAUCAGGCCCCGCCCAAGGGGCCUACCAGGUGUGUUAGUUGCAACAAGAGGGUUGGAUUGACGGGUUUCAAGUGCAAGUGCGGCAGCACUUACUGUGGGAUGCAUCGGUACCCUGAGCAGCAUGAGUGUACCUUUGAUUACAGGACCUCUGGCCGUGAUGCAAUUGCAAAGGCAAAUCCUCUUGUUAAGGCUGACAAAGUUGAGAGGUUCUGAUCGAAUCUGAAUUUCUGGGUAAAUUUGGUAUUUUUUUAAGGACCUUGCUUUGUUGGUUUCGGUUUCUAUCUGGUCAGUAGUAAGUGGGUCAAUGGGUCUUUUGUUGUGGGGUGGGGAUGGGGUCUUUUAUUGUUGGGGUGGAUUUUCGAUUCCUUAAUAAAGCGAAUGACUUAAUUUUUAGUUGCUGUGUUUUUUUUUUAAUGCCUUUGGCUUUCUUCUUCUGCUUGAUAAGAAGCUUCGCAAUAUUUCUGUAUCUUUUCUUCCUCUAUACGUAUGUUCUCCCGGUAUAUGCUAUUGCUGGCAUUAUUUAGCUAGUCCGGAGUUCUACUUUUAUUUCAAUAUAUGCCUUAGUGUUUAAUAUAUUCGAAACAUUCAAUCU